AUGUCUGAGGCAAUGGAUGACGAAACUCGUAUGAAAAUUGAAGAAUGUACACGAGAUCAAUAUAAUUCCGAAUUAUGGAAAACAAUGAGGAUAGGUAGGAUCACUGCAUCCAACUUAAAAAAAGUAGCAUCGACAAGAAUCGACAAACCAUCAGUUGCUAUUCUAAAAUUGAUUUGCUAUCCGGAUAUGACAUAUUUCUCGACGCAAGCCACGCGAUACGGCAAAGCCAAAGAGAAAAACGGCUUCAAAAUGGUAGAAAAACACGCAUAUUAUUUUCAAACUCAGAUGCAAAUUGCUGUCACAGAAGCACGCUAUGGUUAUUUUUAUGUGUGGACCAAAAACGAAAACUUACUUAUUACAGUACCUAAAAAUGAUAGUUUCUGGAACAAAAACAAACAUAAAGCAAAUGUGUUUUUUAAAGCAGUUAUUUUGCCUGAGCUUUUGUCGCAGUAUUAUACUAAACGAACAAAUUGA
Uranotaenia lowii is the source of this 474-nucleotide messenger RNA. RefSeq lists its product as uncharacterized. The coding region runs from base 1 to 474 and encodes 157 amino acids. Lineage: Eukaryota; Metazoa; Arthropoda; Insecta; Diptera; Culicidae. The transcript is spliced from 2 exons. The record is from RefSeq and is a predicted model, not a curated record.